Molecule: messenger RNA, 1105 nt
Organism: Mollisia scopiformis
Lineage: Eukaryota; Fungi; Ascomycota; Leotiomycetes; Helotiales; Mollisiaceae
Exons: 2
Coding region: 80-853 (257 amino acids)
Source: RefSeq, a predicted model, not a curated record
GGACUGGGCUAUCAUUUACGGUGUGCAACAAAUCUGUGAAAGGUUCCAAAAGAGGUCGGUUUGACUGUGCUCUUCGUCUAUGUUGGCCUCGUUUGGUUACAUUAAUGUUGGUGCUACUGUACCGCAGUUCUGCAGAAGGCACGUUCUAUCGAGUGAGACGGAUCAAGGCGGGUUGAGCAGCUACACAAGACACCUUAAAAAAGACUUCUCGAAUGCUCCAAAUGAGGACGAUCUCUGUACGGUGUGCAACAAAACCUGUACAUCUGCCUCUUUGUGGCUUUUGGAUGCGAGUCUGAAGGAUCUUCCCUUGAUGUUACUUAAUGCACAUGGCCGUGCGGCUGGUCGUGGAGUUGACGAUCUCAACCUCCAACAGCAGAAUCUGGAGCGCUCUAGGAUCCGGCGAUCCCCUUACGAUACGCAACAAAACAUGUACUUAACCGCCCUCUACAGCUCUCCUGCCUCCCCUUUGCAUCGUGAGAUGAGCCCGAAACAUCCACAUCCUUCAAGGGUCACAUCGUCGGCCGAGAGUUUCGUGUGGGGUAAGAUGGAAGAGAGCGAGGGUACAAGCCACCGGAGACAGCCUCAAAGCACAAUCCAUUCUGAACCUGUCAAGGCCUGCGACGAUCCAUUUUUCGCGGCAUGCAACAAAAAGCCUCCUCGUCCUUCUCGUGGUAUCUUCCUCAGUAAUUAUUGCUGUCCGGUACUUGGAGGUUCGGAAGCUCAAAUACCCAACGCCCAGGCCCCCCGUCUCAAUAUGUUAACGAACAGCCGCAUGACAGACUUGGGCCAACGCCAUCUCGAACGGUCCAAGGAUGGCGAUCAUCAACCUACGGUGUGCAACAAAAGAAUUUGAACCUUUGUGAAUGGGCGGAAGUAUCUCCUUAAGACAGAUAAUGAGGGGAAGAGCUGAAAGGGGUCUCGGGGAUUUGCCAGAAAUAGUCGUCACAGUGCACCAAAACAAAAUAUAUCCCGACCCUGAGCAUAAAGGGGGAAGAAGGCCGAAACCUCCCCACUUUCCCAUCUCGACGAUGAAGGGAAUCCACUAUCCUGCAUGACAUUUGCGAGAUGCAACAAAUGCUGUUAAAAGCAGACCGGAACACCUUUC